Messenger RNA from Arachis ipaensis, 1440 nucleotides. RefSeq names its product putative zinc finger protein CONSTANS-LIKE 11. The record is from RefSeq and is a predicted model, not a curated record. Lineage: Eukaryota; Viridiplantae; Streptophyta; Magnoliopsida; Fabales; Fabaceae. Gene Ontology annotation, molecular function: protein binding; zinc ion binding.
AUACUAGCUAGCACCCUCAACACUACAAUCUUUUAACACAUUUUGCUCGUGCUAGUUACCAAAAUGUUCGUAUAAGAGAUAUAUUGACGAUGAUGAUGAUGAUGAUGCAUGUUGAAUUUUGUUAUGCAGGUUUGGCUUAAUUUUGUUUUACAAAAGAAAAAAGAAAAAUUGGUGCUAUGUUAUUUUUGAAAUGAUGCUUUAAUCUCGUUGGUUGAUUUCAUUGAAAUGGUAAAGGAUUAGGUGCUGCAUGGUUCUCAAGUUGGAGGAUUAGAUUAAACAAAAGCUGAAUUGCCUCUAUUGUAAAGCUUUGUUAGUUUUAGUUUAGUUUAGUUUAGUAUAGUAUGAAUGAAUGAGUGACAUUAUAGUUAUAGGAUGAUCAUGGAACCCAUAUGUGAAUUUUGUGGGGUUGUAAGAGCUGUGGUGUAUUGCAAGUCGGAUUCUGCGCGCCUAUGCCUGAACUGUGAUGCAUCUGUGCACUCUUCCAAUCCCCUGUCAAGCCGGCAUGCGCGCUCUCUCCUCUGUGAUCUCUGCUAUUGCCAAGCAGCUGUUGUUUGUUGUGUAGAUCAUAACAUGUGUGUGUGUGAAGCCUGUGAAUGGAACCAGAAUGAGUGCUUAUUGAGGGGACACGGCCGCCUGCUGUUGAAGUUCUAUACCGGUUGUCCCUCUUUCGAGGACUUGUCUAGGCUCUGGUCCUUUGUGUUUGAUGCUAACUCCUCAUGUGGUGGUGGUGGUGGUUUGGAACCAAUUAGUACACUAUGUGUGGAAAGACCUGAUAAUGAUGAUGGUUUAUUUGAUUUGGUGAGUGACAAGUUGACUGAGAUACAACCUUGCUUCAAAUUCGAGCCUUGGACGGAUCUGUCUCCCAUGAUUCCAUCAAAUCAAGAUACCAUGCAAUUCUGCAAAGAUCAAGCACUUUUUUCCCCUCCAGAAUCAAACCAGCCAAAGCUGCAGGGAUGUUCUAAUUUCAACUAUCUUGGAAUCGAUGAAGGAAAUGGUUUAUGUCCUUCUGCGGAUUCCAUUGAGGCAUCAUCAUCAGUCCAACAAGAUUUUGUAACCUUUCAGUCUCCGAGCAUGACGCCGACCUUCCACAGUAAUGUGAAUUGUGCUCUUGUGAGUCCUAUUUACAACAGAGACAUGAAUCUUGGAUUCCCUCAGGGCCAAGUUCAUUCGAGCAUAUCGAUGGAAUUAUCCAGCAUUGCUGGAGACAGUAGUGUUACUGAUCUAGAUUGUGAGUUGUCCAAUGAGAUACAAUGCCCACAGAGAAGGGCCAAAGCUAAAAUGAGAUACAAUGAGAAAAAGAAAACCCAAAUGUUCGGCAAACAAAUAAGAUAUGCAUCUCGGAAAGCGAGGGCCGAGGCAAGAAAACAAGUGAAAGGUAGAUUUGUUAAGACAGGAGAAGAAUAUGAUUAUGACUCUCUGCUGCAGAAUAAGCUUGAAUAA